AUGGAGUUAUACAUUGAUGAUGUGGUGGUCAAGUCUCAAAACUUUAAGUUCCAUUUGGUGGAGUUGGAGCAGGCCUUGAAAAGAAUGAAGCUUAAUGGUCUGAAGAUGAAUCCAUCAAAAUGUGCAUUUAGAGUAUCAACUAGGAACUUUCUUGGUUUUUUAGUAUACAAUAAAGGGAUUGAAGUGGAUAAGAACAAAACUAGGGCCAUACUAGAAGCUAGGCUUCAAGAGAGCUUUAGGACAACUUACUUAUCCAUUGAAAUAAGGCCAACUGUCAUGGAUAAGAUCAAACAGAAAGCAAGAGUGUUCAAGCUGAAACCAGGAACAUUCUUGGCAUCCAAGAUCGAUCCCCGAAUUUGGAACUGA
Molecule: messenger RNA, 366 nt
Organism: Cicer arietinum (chickpea)
Lineage: Eukaryota; Viridiplantae; Streptophyta; Magnoliopsida; Fabales; Fabaceae
Source: RefSeq, a predicted model, not a curated record